GUCAGUCCAGUUGAUGGUUUCUCGAACACUCCAGGUGUAACGACACAGCGGCUUUUCUACCAUUGCCUGCACUCUUUGAAACCUCCACAAAGCCCCGUGAAAGAACUGCGAUCUGCUGUAGGAUCAAUAUACCAGAGUGAGCGCGCUGGUUUAAUAGCCUUGGAACAGAACAAGGUCUUGAUUGGUACGAAUCGAUAUAUUGCGUGGGGUUAUCCAGAUCGUUCAAUUCGUAUGGGACAGAUCGAUUCUGAUAAGUCGUCUUGCAUUCAUGAGAUGUGUGACGCGGAUGAGUUGACUUGCGUGGCAAGUGGUGAUGAUCGCACGUUAUUCUGUGGCAGUAGCACUGGAUGUGUAAGUGUCUGGACUCUUUGCCGGAAACCAGUUUCGCUGAAAAGGCGGAAGUUGCUGGAUGGACAUUCGGAUGCAGUGACAUGUCUGGUUGUCUGUUCCGCUCAUGCAUUUGUUGUAUCAGCCAGUCGUGAUUGCUCAGUAAUUCUGUGGCAUCAAUCGGAGCUGUUUCUUAUCCGUCAACUUCCGCCACAUCCGAGUCCAGUGUCUGCUGUGGCUAUUAACGACACUACGGGAGAUAUUGCAACAUCUUGCUCGACAUUACUGCAUUUGUGGUCAAUUAAUGGCGAAUUGUUAGCUGUAGUCAACACAUGUGAUUCAAACCUAGUCGUGGAUCCGUCGCAGAUGAUCCUCAGUCUUACCUUCAGCACGAUGAACGAAUGGGACUCAGACAACGUAGUCGUUUGUGGGACGAGCGACGGUGUCGUGAAGAUCUAUUCAUGUGUAAUGGUGGAGAACGACGGAUCUGUCGAGGCGCCGCAUAUCGAGCCUCAAGUGAAGCCAGGUGCAUCCUCAUCUGCAAGCGUACACGCACGACUGGAUCGCGUGCGCCGGCGCCUCAAGGUGAGCGGAAGCCAGGACACAAGUGAGGCUCAUAGCCCUGAGCCACCAACCAGUCCUAUAGCAGCUGGAGCGCAACCGAAAGGCGGAGACAAAUCAUCUUGUCCUCAAUAUGUGCGAGUUCUUAUGCAGCGCGCUGCUUUGACUGUCCACACAGCGUUCAAUAGACCGGACAAUACCCACCCAGCUCCGAUCACCUGUUUGGCACCAAGCAAGUACGGUUCAGAUUUUUCGUUGCUGUUGCCGUUUUUCUGUGUUAGGCGCUGGACAAUUAGAGCAUUGUCUUCCAGAGAUCACAAAUCGUUCUUGGUCGGGGAUGGCAUCGGAAGGGUGUGGUGCUGGCAAGCUGGUGAAGAUGGUGGUCGAGCGGAUCACUGGGUGCAGGAUGUAUCGAGGCAGAGAUGUACACAGUGCCAACACAAAUUCUCUAUAGCCGAUCGGAAACACCACUGUAGAAAUUGCGGACAGAUUUUCUGCGCCAAGUGCAGCCGCUUUGAGUCACAUAUCACUCACAUGAAGAUUUCACGUCCUGUACGCGUUUGCCAGAACUGCUUCCUGCGACUACGUGCACAAACGUAG
Messenger RNA from Ostertagia ostertagi, 1488 nucleotides. NCBI's taxonomy places the organism in Eukaryota, Metazoa, Nematoda, Chromadorea, Rhabditida, Trichostrongylidae. The record is from the annotation of a GenBank genome assembly.